Myiozetetes cayanensis is the source of this 2484-nucleotide messenger RNA. It is a transcript of the gene MSH5, whose product is annotated as mutS homolog 5. The coding region runs from base 49 to 2484 and encodes 811 amino acids. The transcript is spliced from 2 exons. Gene Ontology annotation, molecular function: ATP binding; ATP-dependent DNA damage sensor activity; mismatched DNA binding. Gene Ontology annotation, biological process: chiasma assembly; mismatch repair. The record is from RefSeq and is a predicted model, not a curated record. Gene Ontology annotation, cellular component: nucleus. NCBI's taxonomy places the organism in Eukaryota, Metazoa, Chordata, Aves, Passeriformes, Tyrannidae.
CUGGGCUGCAAGGACACGCAACAGCCCAGACGAGCUGCCGGGCUGUGAAUGAGUGCCACAUCAGCCACAAGCCAUGCUUUGCUACCACUGCUUGAGCCUGAACAAGAGGACCAAGAGGGCUCUGAGAUACACAUGUCUGUUUUGUGGUAUGCAGGGCAGCUGGCAAUUACUUAUUAUGAUACGGAAGAUUGCUCAGUCUACUUCAUGCCUGAGAUGCCUGAUAAUGAAGACCUCAAGCUACUGCAAAAGGUGACUGGGGAACUCAAUCCUCAAUGCAUAGUGACCAGUGCAAAACAGGACCAGAAUAUUGCCAAAUUCCUGACCAACCUAACAGCUACUGCUGGUGAUAAAGACACUGGAAAACCAGAAAUUGUCCUGUUUCCUAAUGUAGAUUUUGGUCUAGAAGUCAGCAAGCAACGGAUCCUAUCUAGGCAAUUUCCAUUUAUUCCAUCUCAUAUGACUGCAACAGAGAAAAUUCUCUACUUGUCCUCAAUCAUCCCUUUUGAAAGUCCACUCAUGAUACGAGCCUUAGGGGGCCUCCUUAAGUUUCUGGACAGGAGAAGGGUUGGAGUUGAGCUUGAAGACAGCAGUAUAGCAGUUCCUAUUUUGGCCUUUAAAAAAUUUGUGCUGUCAGAUACUGUGAAUAUGGACCAAGACACUUACUGUGUCCUGCAGAUAUUUAAAAGUGAUAUCCAUCCUUCUGUGUACAAGCUGUCCAGUGGACUAAAAGAAGGAUUCAGCUUAUAUGGAAUUUUAAACCGCUGCAGAUGCAAAUGGGGAGAAAAACUUCUGAGGCUGUGGCUCACACGACCUACCCGGAACUUGACAGAGCUGAACAAACGGCUAGAUGUUAUCAACUUCUUCCUGAUGGCUCAGAACCAUGAAACAGUCCUCACUCUUCAAAACUGCCUCAAGAAUAUUAAAAAUGUGCCUCUUAUUCUAAAAAGAAUGACUCUUUCCAACACAAAAGUUAGUGACUGGCAAGCACUCUAUAAAACAGCAUACAAUGCAGUGUGCCUUAGAGACACGUGUCGUUCUCUGCCCAACACUAUUGAACUUUUUCAGACUAUUUCACGUGUCUUUACUGAUGAUCUGCACUACAUUGCUAAUCUAAUCAGCAAAGUGGUAGACUUUGAAGACAGCCUUUCACAGAACCGCUUCACUGUUAGACCCAAUGUGGAUGCCACUGUGGAUGAGAAGAAACGAAAGCUGAUGGGACUGCCAGACUUCCUUACAGAAGUGGCACGAAAAGAACUGGAGACUUUGGACGAUCAUAUUCCCUCCUGCUGUGUGAUCUACAUUCCUUUGAUUGGGUUCCUUCUCACCAUUCCACGGCUACCAGAUAUGGUGGAUAAGAGUGACUUCGAAAUUGAAGGCCUGGACUUCAUGUUCCUGUCAGACGAAAAACUGCACUACAGAAGUGCUCGGACUAAGGAGCUGGACAGCCUGCUGGGUGACUUGCACUCUGAGGUCAGAGACCAGGAAACACUUAUCAUGCACCAGCUGCAGACAAAGAUCUUGGAGAAGUCUGAAGUCCUUAACAGUGUGAUUGAGUACACUGCACACCUGGAUGUGCUCCUAGCUUUGGCAGCAAUGGCCCGGGAGAACGCCUACUGCCGACCUCACUUUACUCACCGCCACGGCUUCCACAUCAAGGACGGAAGACAUCCACUCAUGGAACUGUGUGCAAAGACUUUCGUGGCCAAUCCCGUGAACAGUGGUGAGGCUACCAGGCGAAUAAAGAUCAUCACAGGGCCCAACUCAUCUGGAAAGAGUGUUUAUUUAAAGCAAGUAGGUCUUAUAGUAUUUAUGGCUCUAAUUGGCAGUUAUGUCCCUGCAGCAGAGGCAGAGAUUGGAGUAAUUGAUGGCAUUUACACAAGAAUCCACAGUAGGGAAUCGGUUUCUGUAGGGCUCUCCACUUUCAUGAUUGAUCUUAACCAGGUUGCCAAGGCCAUAAACAAUGCCACAGAGAGGUCCCUGGUACUUAUUGAUGAGUUUGGUAAAGGGACAAACACACUGGAUGGCCUGUCCCUUCUGGCUGCUGUCCUGAGGUACUGGAUCAGACAAGGAACGCAGUGUCCACAGGUCUUUGUCUCCACUAAUUUUCACAGUUUAAUGCAGCUAGAACUCCUGCCUGACACACCUCUUCUGGAGUAUCUGACCAUGGAGACCCACCAAGAUGGAGAGGAGUUGAUAUUUUUCUAUCAGAUCAAAGAGGGCAUGUCCACUGUUAGUCAUGCUGCCAACAUUGCAGCAUUAGCAGGAAUGCCAGCCAAAAUUAUUGAAAGAGGAGUGGAAAUAUCAGAACUGAUUCGCAAUGGAAAACCUAUCAAAUGUCUUGAUCAUCCUUCAAAAGGAGAUCGGAUGGAAAAAUGCAAGUCCGUUGUAGAAAAGUUUCUUUGCCUAGACCUUGAUGAUCCCCAUGUGGACUUGGAAGAGUUCAUGAGUAAGGAGGUGCUACCUUCUGCAGCCUCAGUCCUGUAA